AUACAGUUUGAGUUCUGUAUGAUAUGUGUUCGGUGAUUUGAACUAUUCUCAUCGUUCAUCGGUUAAUGAAGAUAUCUUAUUUUAUAGGCGAACGAUUAUCACGAAGUAUCUCCUGAAUUGUUGUCCUUGAUGUGAGGUAAGUUGAGCGGAUGGUUUCUGACGUGCUGAUCUUGAAAACAGUUCGGAAUAUCGCACAGCAGAUUUUAGAGAAAUGAUCGACAGAUCAAUAGGCCAGUUUCAGUGUGUACAGUGAGUAGUGUACACUUCUUCGAGUCCUUUGGGGCUAUUUAUGUCGGUCUAGUUGAGUCUGAGCUUUCCUGGUAUUUUGAAGAAGAUAACCCAACAAAAAUAUUAAUGAGUUAAAAAAUUAAAUUUACUCCCUGCGUUCUAAUGAUUGAUACCUACGAAGAGGACGGCCGUUGAGGUGUUCAUCGCUCUUGUUCGAAGAAUUUUAGUGUAGCAUGGAUGUGAUACAACGACUGGACCUGCUACUGUUGUGCAUAGUAAUCGUGCACCUUUCGGUUUGUCCUUUCACGAAAGUGGAAGAGAGUUUUAAUCUGCAAGCCGUCCACGAUAUUUUGUAUCAUCGUGAAAAUGUUUCGCGGUAUGAUCACCAUGCAUUUCCUGGUGUUGUUCCGAGAACGUUCAUCGGGCCUUUGACACUUUCUGUCGUUGCCAGCCCGUUCAUUUUUUUGGCGCACCGUUUCCAUGCAAGCAAGUUUUACUCACUUCUUUUGGUGCGUUCAGUGCUUGGGGCAUUCAUCCUAGGGAGUCUUAAGUUGUUCCGCAUGAGUGUGAACAAACGCUUCGGAAGAGAAGUUGCAACAUGGACGACAAUCCUGUGUCUUUCUCAAUUUCAUUUACUUUUCUAUGCUUCAAGAACCUUGCCGAACGUGUUCGGCCUGUGUCUUGCAAUUUUGGCCCUUCAUUAUUGGCUCGAUGAUGAUCUCAAGAAAUUCACUCUCGCUUCUGGUGCUGGAAUCAUCUGGUUUAGAUCCGAGCUUGCCCUUUUGUUGGGUUUCUAUUUGAUGAGUAGUUUACUGGAGCAUCGAAUUAGUAUAGGCAGAUUGCUGAAAAUCUGUGUUCCUGCCUUUCUUGUGCUAACCACUUGUACAGUGAUGGUGGAUUCUUUCUUCUGGCGACGAUUUGUCUGGCCCGAAGGCGAAGUGUUUUGGUUUAAUACAGUACUGAACAGGUCCGCCGAUUGGGGUACAUCCCCCUUCUUGUGGUAUUUCUACUCGGCUUUACCCCGUGCAAUGGGAGCAAGUUUUUUUUUCAUUCCUUUUUGUUUGUUCGAAAAAGAUAUCAGGCGCUUUGUUCUACCAGCGCUAUUUUUUGUACUGGGCUUCUCCUUCUUGCCCCACAAAGAAUUGAGAUUUAUCAUUUAUGUUUUACCGAUUCUGAACGUGGGUGUGGCUAGUGUAUGUGCACGUGAAUGGAAAUCCUUGAAACGGUUUCAAACGAAAUGGAUCGGACUCAUGUGCUAUGGCCACGUUUUCUUGAAUCUAGCGUUGAACGUAUUUCUGCUUUUCGUGUCGAGCCAGAAUUACCCUGGUGGCAUUGCCAUCCAGCGUCUGCAUGAGUUGGUCAAGCCAGACAAACCAUAUAACAUCUACAUUGGAAAUCUAGCCGCUCAGUCGGGAGUUUCGCGAUUUUUGGAGACAAAUGUCCUCUGGAGGUACGACAAAACGGAAAAUUUGUCUGCCGCUGAGAUGAAGAAGUUCUCUUUCCUGCUUCUCGAGUCGAAGGAUUGGGAACAACUUGCAGACGUAGAGGGUUUUUCUUUGGUCGAUGUUGUUAGUUGCUUCUCGGAGGUCCACUUCAGCUACAGCAGCUUUCCGCCGGCUGUGAUACGGACAAGUCCGUGUAUAUUUAUUAUUGAAUACCGAGAUCCAGAUCAGUGUAUCGAUGCGCUCGCGUGAUUCAGUGAAAUUUCCACAAAGCGGAAUGUGUCCAAGUCAUGUACUCUCGCAGUCGAGGAACGUCGUGAAAAUUGUAUUCUCAGCUAUGUUUCUCAAAAUUUUCGGGGAUCUUCGUUUCGAAUAAUUUUUUGCUAUUCGCUCAGACCUUGAUUUGAUGUCAGG
This is a messenger RNA of Notodromas monacha, 2084 nucleotides long. The record is from the annotation of a GenBank genome assembly. Lineage: Eukaryota; Metazoa; Arthropoda; Ostracoda; Podocopida; Cyprididae.